Messenger RNA from Syngnathus typhle (broad-nosed pipefish), 3360 nucleotides. RefSeq lists its product as uncharacterized. The transcript has a single exon. Gene Ontology annotation, biological process: DNA integration. The record is from RefSeq and is a predicted model, not a curated record. Gene Ontology annotation, molecular function: RNA-DNA hybrid ribonuclease activity; nucleic acid binding. Lineage: Eukaryota; Metazoa; Chordata; Actinopteri; Syngnathiformes; Syngnathidae.
CUUGCCCCAGGUCAUGAAGCCAGAGAAUUGGGCUCAAUGGUCAAACAUUUGUUGCUGCAAACCGACUGGCGGAAGACACACAUCCCUAAUUUGUACUGGUCAGAGUCUCAGAAAGCUUACCAAAUUAAACAACCCAUGGUAGACUCAGGGCUGCUGGAGAUGAUGUUGGUAUCUCGCACACAUGGCAGGGAAUUAACUGAUCAUGAGGACGCUGAAGUAAUGCUCGCGGCCUUGCCCGACACCUUGUGGUCCCAAGGUCCAUUUGAUGUCGGGUUUUGUCACUCGAUGGCCCCUAUUGAUCUCCAAAUGGAUGAGACGCAGCCUAUCAAACGACCCCAAUAUCGUUGGCCGAGUGAGGCGAACCAAGGCAUGGAAGACACUCUCUGCGGCCUCUGGGACGCAGGGGUGUUGGAAGUGUCACGCUCCGAAUGGAACACCCCGUUAAGGCCAGUCCAAAAAGCAGAUGGGAAAACAUGGCGCAUGGCACAUGAUUUGAGAGCAGUAAAUGAUGUCACUAUAACUCCUGUUCUUCCUGUGCCAGACCCGCACCGAAUCCUUGCAUCAUUGAACCCUGCCUAUCAGUGGUUCACCGUGAUUGAUUUGGCUAACGCCUUCUUCUGCCUCCCGCUUUCCCCCUCAGUGCGGCACGUGUUCGCAUUCACUUACAAAGGGAUGAAAUUACAAUACACUCGCAUGCCGCAGGGAUUCAAAAAUUCGCCAGGAUUGUUCAAUCAGGUCCUCAAAGAACUCCUCGAACCAUGCCAAAUGCCGGAUGGCACGUUGUUGUUGCAAUAUGUCGAUGAUUUGUUGAUUGCAGCAAAAGACGAGCAGGCGUGUCUUGCAGGAACAAAGAAAGUGUUGUUGUGGUUAGGGGAGAAAGGGUUCAAGGUGUCAAGAAAGAAACUGCAAUGCUGUCGCCAACAGGUCACUUUUCUGGGACGUGGGCUGACCCCUAGUGGCCUCGCCAUGUCGCCUGAACAUAGAAACUCCAUCCUCCGGCACCCACGGCCCGCCACCGUCCAGGAGAUGCUAUCAUUCCUGGGGUUGUGUGGCUACAGCAGACAUUACAUACCCUGUUUUGCCGACAAAACUGGUGUCCUCCGAGCCCUGAUCCGCGAACAGGGGGCCAGGAAUCUCAAGGCUUGCCUGGUCUGGACACCGGAGGCUACCGAGGUCUUUGUGUCACUGGUGCAGGAGCUGGCCUCUGCUGCGGCCUUGGCCACUCCUGACUACACUCUGCCCUUCCAUCUAGAUGUCUCUAUUUCAGGGAAAGUUGUGAAUGGAGCUCUGUACUAGAAAAUGCAGCAUGGACGUGCAGUGUUGAUGUAUUGCAGCGUCCCCUUGGACAACAUUGAGCAACGACAACCCGAUUGUUCCAGGUAUGCGGCUGGCCUGGCGAAGGUCUUACUCAAAACAGCCCACACGGUCAUGGGGGAUCCAGUCUAUGUGUUAACUGAUCAUGCAGUCUCCUCCUUUGUCGCAUCGGCGGCGUUCACGUUAACUCCGCUGCGACAAACACGGUUGUUGAAAAUAUUGACUGCCCCAAAUGUCAACUAUGUCCAUUCCGGAGUGAACAUGGUCGAUCAAUUGUUGGUGGGACCCCAUGAGUGUGCAUCAAAGGUCCAGACGGUGACGAAAGUCCGACCUGACCUCUAUUCCACUCCGCUCGGGCACGGUCGGGUGGUGUUUACAGAUGGCUGCUGUUGGAGAGACAGGAUGGGCUCCCUCCAUGCGGCCGCGGCCGCGGUCGAGUGGAGGGAUGGCUCCUUCCAGCCUCUUAAAGUGAUGAAGCUCAACACCCACCCAUCAGCCCAGGCGACGGAAGUCUUUGCUCUGGUGUUAGCUUUGCGACAAUGCAAGGGGGAAGCCGUGACCAUCUAUUCUGACUCUGCUUAUGCGGUGUCGGCGGCUUUGAUCGAUCUGGUAGGGUGGCUACAGAAUGUGUUCACGACGGCCAGAGGCUCGGAGAUUGCGCACAAGGAUUUGAUGUUGCAGUUGUUUGAGGCGUUGAAGUACCCGAGCGAGGUGGCCAUUGUCAAAGUGCCUGGUCACUCCAAAGCUGACACUUUAGUGGCUAGGGGGAAUCGAGCGGCUGAUGAAUUGGCCAAGCAGACGGCCGGGUACGGCGGGGCAGAGGACAUGAUGGUGUCCCGCGGUCCACUAAUUGUGGACGGGGAACACCCCGACUCCUGUUUGCCUCUGUCACUCUCGCAUGCCGAUCUGUGUGCCGCCCAGGGUGCCACGUCCCCGGAACAAAAAUCGGUCUGGCUGGCAGCAAAGGCUGUCAAACGAUCAGAUGGCUUGUGGGUAGGACCCAAAGGACAGCCAGCUCUUCCGGAGGGAAGGCUGAUGUCGGAGAUCCUGACACAGGCUCACACACCUUCCCAUGUGGGUCCCCAUGCCAUGAUGAUCCAUCUUCGAAGUUGGUGGCAUCCCAAACUCUCAGAUGUGGUCUGGAAAUUCGUUGCGGAUUGUGAGUCUUGCCAGACGUUCAAUGCACGCCCUACGUUGAAGCCUAAACCCGGCCUGUUUCAACCAGCCCCGUGGCCGGGGGCAGAGGUGAUCAUUGAUUUCACCGACAUGAAUACAAGGGUGAAUGGAAAACGCUUUUUGCUUGUGUUGGUUGACGCUUACUCAGGCUGGCCUGAGGCAUAUCCGUGCUCGAAGGAAGAUUCGGCUGCUGUGAUCAAGGCUUUGAUCACACAUUACAUUCCUACCCACGGUUUUCCGGCCUUGAUCCGUUCUGACAAUGGUACACACUUUAACAACAAAGCCUUGGCCAAGGUGGAAUCAAUUUUGGGAUUGAAGCAUCGCUUCGGGUGUGUUUACCAUCCUCAGUCACAAGGCCGCGUUGAACGACUUAACCGAACGCUAAAAGAGAAAUUGGCCAAAAUUAUGGCUCAGACGACAAUGAAUUGGCUACAAGCACUUCCGCUUGCUUUGCUGUCUGUGAGACAAUCCGUUAACAGGAGCACUGGAUUUGCACCGUUUGAGUUGAUGACGGGCCGUCUAAUGCCGGGACCAGCGACGACGCUCGUCCCACCAGAGGAUGUUCCGGUACCUAAUUUGUCACACACAGCAUACUGGUCCUAUUUGUCUGCUUUGGUGUCCAGUGUUUCUGCACAGCUUGGAGAGAAAUCCGCUGCGGCUGCGGCGGAGGAAGGUGUGUCGGUGGAGAAACAGCUCACGCCGUACGUGUACGUCCGAGUCAUCUCCAGGAAGUGGACGGACCCCUGGUGGAAAGGCCCCUUUCGUGUCUUGGCCAGGACGUCUCACGCGGCCCAACUCGACUUCAAAGGACACCGGUGGUAUCACUACUCACAACUCCGUCCGGCCCCAGAGUUUGUUCCGUCAGGAUGA